Messenger RNA from Trichosurus vulpecula (common brushtail), 4684 nucleotides. It is a transcript of the gene DDAH1, whose product is annotated as dimethylarginine dimethylaminohydrolase 1. Lineage: Eukaryota; Metazoa; Chordata; Mammalia; Diprotodontia; Phalangeridae. The record is from RefSeq and is a predicted model, not a curated record. Gene Ontology annotation, molecular function: amino acid binding; dimethylargininase activity. The transcript has 6 exons. Gene Ontology annotation, biological process: positive regulation of nitric oxide biosynthetic process; arginine metabolic process. The coding region runs from base 253 to 1110 and encodes 285 amino acids.
GUGAGCCCGGGCAGGUUUUUUGGUCGCGAGCAGGAAGCUUUUUUUUGCACUACAUUCAUCGACUGCCAGGGGAAGGAGCCGCGGUUACGUGGUCGCCGUUGCCCUUCUCGGGGGGGGCGCCGCCUGUCACCGCACGGCACAACGCAGCGCAGCGCCGCGCCGCGCCCGGCCAGCCCGCCCGCCGGGCCAGCCCUUCCUCACUGCCCGAGCCUCUAGCCUUCCCGGCCCCCGCCGCAGCCGCCGCAGCUGGCCAUGGCCGCACUUGGCCACCUCUCCACCUUCGGCCGGGUCACCCACGCCGUGGUGCGGGGACUGCCCGAGUCCCUGUGCCAGCACGCGCUCCGGCGCCAGAAGGGCGACGAGGUGGAUUUCGCCCGGGCCGAGCGGGAGCACCAGCUCUACGUGGGGGUGCUCAAGAACAAACUGGGGCUGCAAGUGGUGGAGCUGCCGGCAGACGAGAGCCUGCCCGACUGCGUGUUCGUGGAGGACGUGGCCGUGGUGUGCGAGGAGACAGCCCUCCUCACCAGACCCGGGGCAGUGAGCCGGAGGAAGGAGGUUGACAUGGUGAAAGGAGCAUUAGAAAACCUUCAGCUCAACAUAGUAGAGAUGACAGAUGAAAACGCAACCUUGGAUGGUGGAGAUGUUUUAUUCACAGGCAGGGAAUUUUUUGUGGGCCUCUCCAAAAGGACGAAUCAGCGUGGUGCAGAAAUCCUGGCUGAUACUUUCAAGGAUUACGCUGUUUCCACAGUGCCAGUGGCCGACACUCUACAUCUGAAAAGUUUCUGCAGCAUGGCUGGACCCAACCUGAUCGCCAUUGGCUCGAGUGAACCUGCACAAAAAGCUCUCAAGAUCAUGCAGCAGAUGAGCGACCAUCGCUACGACAAACUGACUGUGCCUGAUGAUGUGGCCGCAAACUGUGUGUACUUAAACAUCCCGAACAAAGGGCAUGUCUUGUUGCACCGAGCCCCGGAAGAGUACCCAGAGAGUGCCAAGGUGUUUGAAAAACUGAAGGACCACAUGCUGAUACCUGUCACCAACACAGAACUGGAAAAGGUGGAUGGACUACUCACCUGUAGUUCAAUUUUGAUUAACAAAAAGGUAGACUUGUGAGUCCACAGAAUCCCCUAUUUGUCACUGGCAAUAACGUACGCGCAAGGCCGAUGACUCUGUACCCAGUCUUGUUUUGAUCGACAAUCUACUGUGCCACAAUGCUACUAAUCUAUGUUUACAAAAGUUAAUUCUCAUUUCCAUUCCAUUUUGUCCUUUGCUUCUCUCCCCACCCCAGGUGGUACUUAAGCUGUGGAUUUGAUAGCUGAAUUAAGUCUAGGAAAUAUAAGUCUUAACAAACUAUUAAAACUUGAUUGGAGCAAUGGAAACACUCAUCUUAAUGACUUAGAGAAAAUCCUUUGAGAUGCCGGUAUAUUUAGAAAAAUGUCUUGGUCAGAUAAUCUCUCUUUUCUAUAUAUCAUCUACAUAUAAUAGGAUUUCUACAGAAUUCCUUUUCUUAUUUCUUCUCUCUCUCUCUCUCUCUCUCUCUCUCUCUCUCUCUCUCUCUCUCUCAUUUCUUGAUUUUGCCCUCUAAUAAUUUUUGCCUCUUUCUGUAUCCCUAGCACAUUACCUGACACAUAGUAGGCACUUAACUGUUUAUUGACUAUUGACUAUAAUAGAUCUAGAACUGGGAGGAACCUCAGAGGCCAUCUAGUCCAAUGCCCUGAUUUUACAGUUGAGGAAACUGAGGCCUUCUCUCUUUGGUUUUUGUUUCUAUUUAUUCAUUCUUGUGCUCAUGUCUUCCCCUCUCCUCUCACAGCCAGCCACCUUGACAUUGACUCAUCUUGGGCCUCUGGGUAGUAAAGCUUUAGCCAAUACACCACCAUGCAGUUCCACUCUGGCCUCAAUACAAUCUGCCUCACUAUUACAACUUCUGCCUUAAGGAAUGGGCAAAUGGGCUCUUGAGCAGAAUCACGACCAAAAUCUGGGUGGCAGCUUGGGAAAGCAUUACUAUGCAGGGAUGCACCAAGAUAGGGCUGGCCCCGCAGAUUCAAAUUCCAGAACAGUUAGAGGUCCAUACCUAGGCAAGCUGCAACCUAGUCUUCUGAUGAUAACUCAGAUUCCCUGCAUGAAAAUUCAAGUGAGUGUGGCAAGUCUAAGCAUUAACAUGCUAAGGAGAAAUGAGGGGAACCAACAAGAGAUGUCUUGGAAACACCGUACUAACUUCACAUCUUACAAAGUCUUUAUGAGGAUACUUACAUUCGACUGCUCUUGACCCCUUGCAGGGCUCCCCAACACUCCAGUGGAUUCAUGAUCUCACUGAGAUGGGUAGUCCCUUCCCCAAUAUAUGUUUCAGCCCAUUCAUUCCUGUCCAUUCCUGUAUAACUCUUGUCUAUCUCCUCCCAUAAACCUGCCACAGGGGAUCCAUUUGACAUACUAAAGGGAUUCCAGAUCAUUUGGGGCAUAUUUUUUAAAAUUAAAAAAAAAGGUUUUCUUUUCCUUAUUUAUUAGAUCCCUACUUCUGUCCUUCUUGUCUCUCCCAAGAGUCUGUUAGAAAAAGAAAAAAUGUAUGCUAUUUCCCCCCAAAAAAGAGUAACAUCCAAAAAUGAAUGUGUAUGCUAGGGGCAUAACUGAAAGAGAAUGGAGCAUCUUGUCCCUGACAAAAGAAAUGAUUGGGCAGUCCCUACACAGCUAACUUGCAGCCUCAUAUAAUAAGUGGUGUUGUUUUCCAAACUUCCAUGAAUAUUUACAAUGGAAUUCAAUGAAAUCCCAUAUCUCCUGUAACUCUCAAAUUGUGCAAACUUCAGACUGACUCAGGCAGCAGAAAGGAAAAUACCGCAGUGAAGUCAGGAGCCAUCAUCUUUUUUCUUCAACUUGAAAGAGUCUGUCCCUACGCAGACGAGGGAAAUGGUAUUUUCCAUGGAAUGGUGGCUGGUUUCAACAUGUUAUCAAUUUCCUAGUCAUCUCCACCUUUCCUGUGGAUUUGGGGAUAAGGAAAACUCAGAAAACAUUCGUUACAUUCUUAUUCUGUUCAGCUAUUUCUUCCUUGCCAACCUACAUGUUUUCACUCAAUCAGCAAAAAAGACACAUAACUGCACCCUUACUCAUCCUUGUAUUCCUCACCCAUAUGGAACCACCUACAAAUACUUGAGCUAGACUAUUCAAUGGCCCUCUUAGUAGACAGCAGGAAGAACUCAACCUUGAAAAACCACUAAGAAAACAAAGACAUGCAAUCCUCCACUUGGGCCUACUUAUCUUCUCCAAAUCCUCAUUGCUCAACUUUUUAAUCCUUAUCAUAUGCAGACAUCUGAUCAUGUACAUCCUGUAAAUGAAACAUUUGCUGGUCAUUGUUAGAUUUCAAGUUGUCAGAGAUGAACAAUCCCAAAUUCAAAUCAAAAUAGGGAAGUACCAUACCAACAAGGGAGAGAAUAUUGACCAUGUGUUGAGGGAGACAAGAAGAAAUUUGGAUCCAAUGGAAAUGGUUAACCCCUUCGUGUCAAAUCAGACCAGAGACAAAAGAAGGACUGACUUUCAGGGUUCCAUAUCAGAAAAAAAAGGAAGGAAGGAAGGAAAAAAGGAAGGAAAGAAGAAAGAAAGAAAGAAAGAAAGAAAGAAAGAAAGAAAGAAAGAAAGAAAGAAAGAAAGAAAGAAAGAAAGAAAGAAAGAAAGAAAGAGAAAGAGAGAAAAGGACAGAAGGAAAGAAAUAAAAAAGGAAAGGAAAGAAAGGGAGAAAGGAAACUUAAUAAGUAAGCUUAAUUUAGUAAGAGUAACUUCUGUUACCUCCAUCCAUUAUCACAAUUUGAUGACCAUGUAACCCUGUCUAUUUUUAGUCAAUUGCAAGGUGAACAGACUUCUCCUCUGAACCAUCUAUUCCCCAGAAUUUCAUUUUCUUCUUCUCUUCUGUUCUUUUCUCUUCUCCUUUCCCUCUAUCUCAAGAAAUGACUUAAAAUUGGGGCACGUCUUCCCCAGAGCCUCAUUCUGAAUUCUUAAAUAAUCCUCUGUAUCACACAUUACAUUUUCCCUUCUGUGAUGCUCUGUGUGACCUGCCUGUUGUGGAUAUUUAAAACAUACACAGAGCACAAUAGUAUUUCUUUGAUACCAGCCACAAAACGUCCCCCAUGCUGGUUGAUGGUGAAUUUGUAAGGACAGACAAACUGUAACAAAAAGUCAAUGUUUUAUUCAAAUAGAAACUUCAGACAGAAUUACUUAACCAGCCAAAUCAAAUCAAAUAAGGGGAAUACAAAGAAAUUUCUUCAUUUCUUCAGGGGUUUUUCAGUUGUGGCAGAUAACUAUAGAAACCAACAAAAACAGAUCUAUUACCAGUUACUUUGCUCUUUUUUAUCUACUGUGAACAGAAUGUUAAGGCCAUCUCUUCACCUUAAGGGAAAAAAUAUUUAGUAGAUGAAUAAUGUAACUUGUAUAGAGUUGCAUGUAAAUCUUUAUAAUUAUUCACCACUUAGUAUUGCAUUGUUGUACAGCUUGCAAAUAGAAUUACAAUAUGGCUCUAGAUGUGGCCAGUCUCUCCUGCUGAUCACAUUCUUUCAGCCAGUAUAUUGUUAGCCUCUUUUUGUGUGCCAAAAUCAUAAAUACCCUAGUCCUUUAGACCAGAGAAAUUCUGCACUGAUUUUAGUCUCUUGCAAUUCCAAUCCUCGAUGUAAACCAAUUAUUAUGGAAUAAAGUGUCCGUUGUGCUGCAA